CAGGGUUAUAUUGGUGAUUCCCCUUGCCACUUUAUUGUUAAGCCAAUGGGUUUUUGGUUUGAGUUUGUCUUGCCUUCACCUACUCAACAUGGCAUCUUAUUGGCUGGUUUGCGUAGCUUGCUUACGAGGGGGGAUGUUCCAGUUAGAAUCGUCCCAGUGAACAAGCACCAAACCAGCGGUAAGUUGUUGGUUGCAAAGCACCGUACGUCAAAAGUGAUUUUAUGCUCUCAAGUGAUGAUUUAAAUGUACAAUUUAUAUCAAAUAGUUUGUAAAUGUUAUUCAAACAUCACACAUAAGAUGCAGGGGUUUUUGGAGAAUAUUUGUUGUGCAUUUUGUUGUAGAGAAUUCCCACCAGUAUUAGCUAGCAACUUACUGUGUCUGGUGGUGGGGGUUCAUAUAUUUUGUACAGUGCGUGAGUGCAGAGUUGGAUGGUGAGACGGGCAUUGCAUGACGUGCAAUUUUGUGUCGUUCUUAUCAGAAUAAAGCUACAUGAUUGGUGCUACAUAUUGGAGUUCCGUGUCGAUGACUGAUGUACACAACGCCAGAAGAGUACUGUUACAGUUAGCAGGCAGAGAAUUUACUGUUAACGGAAUUGAUUUCCUUCACAUGGUAAUUUGGGGGAAAGGGGCUGGACAGAACCAAAGCAUCAAAAGCCAACUAUUUUCCUCUGUUAAAGCUGCAGCAGGUCAGUCUGGAGGAAGCAGACUUUGCUAGCAAUAGUGCAAAAAGAGAUAGACCCUGCUGCAGCUGAACAGGAGGGGAGAGACUCAAUUCUCUCACACACUCUGGUUCGCUUUCUGUUCCUUCUGACCCUGCUGCAGCUGAACAGGAGGGGAGGGACUCAAUUGGCCUGCUCUGCUGAUCCUGAGUCGUGUUCAGGUUAUGUGAUGCACACACAUGGCAACCACACUGCAGUUGAUCAGUGGUGGAAGAGGCAGUUCAUUUGAAUUCCACGGCAUGAACAACGGUGCCACCCUCAAGAAGAUUGGAGUGGCGGUGGAAGGCUGGCAGGUCAAAGCUGUACGGGAGGAGCUAGUGGACAGGCGCGUUGCGACCUUUGGAGAUGCAAACACUUUCAAUGAGUUUGAGUUAGACCUCGGCGAGCGCAUCACCAAGCUGUCACUGUGGGGUAACGGCGCCGGCACACGUCUGGGUGCCAUCAAGUUCAUAACGAGUGAGAAUCUGCAGUUCUUUGAAAAAAUGGCCAGCUGGCCACUGAAGGCUGAGUACACCAUAGAUGUGGGGUCCGGAAUCUGCCUGGGGCUGCAGGGCAGGUAUGGCUCGGACAUUGACUGCAUGGGCUUCCUCUUCAUCAAAACCAUCAAGUCGUCCGUAAUGACUGACAUGGAGUAUCCCACCCUGUCCCUCUUCAAACCCCAGGUGACCCCAGAAUAUGUGAAAUCCAUGUCUCACCACAACGACACCUCUUCGGUUCAAGAAUAGGCCAUUACAUACAGCAAAACCCUGACCAAGACUUCCUCCUGGUCCGUCAGCAACAAGAGAGUCGACCUUGAGUGUGUCGGUCAAAGAUCUGGUCGAGGUGUCAUCAGGGUUCAGCUUGACCGUGGGAGUGGAGCAAUCCACCAGCCUGCAGAAGAC
Molecule: messenger RNA, 1599 nt
Organism: Oncorhynchus keta (chum salmon)
Lineage: Eukaryota; Metazoa; Chordata; Actinopteri; Salmoniformes; Salmonidae
Product: aerolysin-like protein
Exons: 4
Coding region: 898-1443 (181 amino acids)
Source: RefSeq, a predicted model, not a curated record